AUGGGGACGCUGCCCGCGGCCCCCCGCCUCCUGCUGCUCCUGGCUGGCGCUGCCGGGCUGUGCCGCGCUCGCUUCUCCUUCCCCCUGCGGGUGUCUCCGCCGGCCGCCCCGGGGAACGGCUCCGGGAGCAGCCGCCAGCAGGCCCCCCCCGGCGAGGCGGACGGCUUGGCCUUAGCCUCGGAGCCCGGGGCCGCCGUCAGCUUCUUGGCCAUGGUGGAGAACCUGCAGGGAGACUCCGGCCGGGGCUACUACCUGGAGAUGCUGAUCGGGACCCCGCCGCAGAAGUUAAAUAUUCUGGUUGACACUGGAAGCAGUAAUUUUGCAGUUGCAGGUGCCCCAAACCCUGAUGUAACAUCGUACUUCAAUACAGAGGAGUCAAGUACAUAUAAGUCACAAGACACUGAUGUCACUGUCCGGUAUACACAAGGAAGUUGGACUGGAGUGCUUGGCACUGAUGUCAUUACUAUUCCAAAGGGAAUCAAUGGCACUUACACUAUCAACAUUGCUACCAUUCUGGAAUCGGAGAAUUUCUUUUUACCAGGGGUUAAAUGGCAUGGGAUCCUUGGACUUGCCUAUGAUGCCUUAGCCAAGCCUUCAAGUUCGGUGGAGACAUUCUUUGAUUCCCUUGUGAGUCAAGCAAAGAUUCCCAACAUUUUCUCCCUGCAAAUGUGUGGUGCUGGAAUGCCUGUUUCUGGAAGUGGUACCAACGGAGGUAGUCUUGUCAUGGGUGGAAUUGAACCAAGUUUGUACAAGGGUGAUAUCUGGUACACACCUAUAAAGGAGGAAUGGUAUUACCAGGUUGAAAUUCUCAAACUGGAGGUUGGAGGCCAGAACCUUAACUUGGACUGCAGAGAGUAUAAUGCAGACAAAGCAAUAGUAGACAGUGGCACCACUCUCCUCCGCCUUCCCCAGAAAGUCUUCAAUGCUGUGGUCGAAGCAAUUGUGAGCACAUCUUUGAUCCAAACAUUCUCCUCUGGAUUCUGGACUGGUUCCCAGCUUGCAUGCUGGGAUAAGACUGAAACACCAUGGUCCUUAUUUCCUAAACUUUCUAUCUACCUGAGAGAUGAAAACUCCAGUAGAUCAUUUCGGAUAACUAUCCUACCACAGCUUUAUAUUCAACCCAUCCUUGGGAUUGGACAGAAUUUAGAAUGCUACCGGUUUGGCAUCUCUUCCUCUAGCAGUGCCCUGGUUAUUGGUGCUACAGUUAUGGAGGGCUUCUACGUUAUCUUUGACAGGGCUCAGAAGAGAGUGGGCUUUGCAGUUAGUCCGUGUGCAGAAGUUGGUGGCUCUCCAGUAUCUGAGAUUGAAGGCCCUUUCACAACAGCAGAUAUAGCAAGCAACUGUGUCGCCACAAUGACCUUGCACGAACCGAUGUUGUGGAUUAUCUCCUAUGCUCUCAUGAGUUUAUGUGGAAUCAUCCUCCUUGUUUUGAUAAUCUUACUGCUUCUUCCACCUCGCUUUCAGCAUCGCUUCACUGACGAUGUAAUCAAUGACGAGUCAUCGUUAGUGCGUCAUCGAUGGAAAUGAGGAACUUGAUCAAAGUCAAGGAACCUUGGAUUCUCUUAACACAAUUAAGGAUAAAGUUUCUAACCCCGGAGAGAAAGCCAAGGCCUUGUUCCAUAUACAUUAAUUUCAAAUCACUGUUGUACUGCUGGAUACUCUCCAGGCAUAUUGUAUCAUAACUUUUACGCUUUAUUUUCUAACACUGAUUCUGAAUCAAAACAUUAUAACCACUGUCAAGUGCUACCUUACUGGUUCCGCUCCUCAUUAGCACAGCUGAACGUUUAAGAUCUCAGUAGUGCUUUAAAAAAAACAAAAAAACACAUUGUGAUGUUCUUCCAUCAGAUGCACAAUGUUGCUCAUCCCUUCCUCAAAGAAGAAAAGAACUAUCAAGUUUCUAACAUUAAUCAAGCCUUGAAUAUAGAAAAAGAAAAAAGAUCAUAAGUUUUAUUGAUUUUCUUAUUAAUCCCAUUAAAGAAAUACUAUUUUCUGUUUAAAGCAAUUCAUUUUGAAACAGUGCUCACAGUGUGGGGGAGAAGGAAAGGUGAGUCUUGUGCAGCAGAUGGAAGAAAGUCAAGUCAAGAAGAAAUUUUAUUUUCCAAGAAAAUAAACUGCUGUCAUUUUGAGUGGGUCUCCCUUUGUAGGCAGUCCUUUCUAAAUAGAUUGAAGAGGAAAAAUGGGAAACCAAAACUACUCAGCCUUAGUGUAAAACAAGACUACCUCUGUUAAUUUAUAAGGAUACUUACUCUUGGUAAGUGUGGCGCACAUAACUGUUCUUAAACUACAAGAAAUCCUGUACCACAAGAUGCAUUUUCUUGACUCUCAAGUAGUUAUUGCUUAAUCCUCCUUUUGUAAAAUAGUUUUUCACUUAAACACAUUAAGGUAUGUCAGCUUAGCUCUGGUAUGUCCAUCUUGGUGAAAAAUAUAUUAUGUUACACAGAGUGGUUGGAACGCUAGGUAAGAGACUGAAAAGUACUGGUCCAGUAAUCCUAAAAAGAAUAUUUAAAAAUAAAAAAACAUUCUGGACCAGAUUAUUAUCUCAGUUGUACAAGUAUAAAUCUGGAGUUUAACUGAGAUCAGAAUGUGACCCUUUCUUUAAAUAUUGAUGAGUAUUUUCUUAUAGCUAGUAAGCCAGUGUUGCAGUUGCUCAACCUUGGUUUCCUUCGUAAAGUUCUUGCACAGUCACUGUGUGUGUGUGUGCGUGUGCGUGCGUGCAUGUGUGUGACGGUGGGGGAAGGGAGGGAGACACAAUGCUAGGCUCAGAAAUUAAAUUAUAAUUACACUUUUUAAACACCACCUACAUUUUGCAUCCUGGCUAAAAGUGCCUUUUAAGGUGUCUUAUUUACAGUUUCAGAUUGCUGGGUUGGCUGAGGAAAUAGCUGGAGUUUUGUUUUUACAUCUGAAAAUGCUUUUCUUGGAACUAUGAGUAGGAAACUUCUGCAUAUAGCUUGUCUUGUUUUGUUUUUCUCCUGGCCUUAUAAAAAAAACUAUACUAAGAAAUGUAAAGAUUUGCAUAGCAAGAAUGAGAAAAAUGUGUUACAAUUAGGCUUAUUUUCAUAGAUUUUUAUCCCCAUGAUAUUUAUCUCUAUAAAUCCACCCAGCUUCUCUUUUUAUAUUGUUAAAAAAUUAGACUCUUUUCCUUUUGUCAGUUCUAAUAUGAAGAUGACUAAAAUUGUGCUAAGAAAGCACUAUCUUUGAUUCCUCACGUGAGCUGGGUGACUAAGUUUCUUUUUCUUUCACAUAUGACAUUUCCGUUCAAUAGUGCACUUUCAGAUAGUUUGGAUUAUUUUUUCUUUGCACAAAAGGAGAAUAAAAUGCAAUGCACUUGAUUUUCUGAAGUCCUGAGCUCCCACAGCUCCUGUUGAUUUCACCUGGCAUUGGGGCGCUCAGCACUUUUAAAAAAUUAGGCCCUGUGUUUCUUCAUAAUUGAAUUGUUAUACUGUUGAAACAAAUUUGCAUUAGGAGCAUUGAGUUGAAAUAUAAAAAGAAAGUUCCUUUUCUGAGUUUUACCCAAAGUUUUUGCUUUGGAAUGAAUGGUGUUUCUAGUUCUUCAAUCCAGCGCCAUUUAGUCCUCCUGGGUUUGACUUGGCACAUAGGAAUGUGACUGAAAAUAUCUUUUUGUGUUUUGUUAAGGAAAUAUAUUUAAUACUCUUGUCAUAUUUUGUUUUAAACUAAAAUAUUUUGACUUUUUGUACAGAGUUUGGAUUAAUAGUGCAAGGGAGAAUGGAACCAUUUUUAUUACUUUUGAAGGGGGAAAACUGCAUACCCUUGAAAUAUUUUCAUGUUAGUUUUCUGAUUACUGAAAAGGAUCUUAAGAAGCAAAUUAUUGGACAACAUUCUUGGUAUGCUUUGUAUUAACAAGUUAGCUCUCUCCAGGGUAGUUCAAUAAAGUGUUUUUAAUGCACUGUAUUUCAUAUAAAAGCCCUUCAGUUUGUUUCAUUUUAAAUCUCAUCAGUCAAGACAUUUUAAUAGAAAUACUUGAAUUACCGUAUAUACUCGAUCAUAAGCCGGUUUGUUUAUAAACUGACACUCCACCCCAAAAAGAUGGAUAAGUAAAAAUGGAAAAUUGUUAUGACCCAUUCAUGAGCCAAUCCUCUAAUUCAGGGGUCAGCAAACUUUGGCUCCUGGGCCAUCAGGAUAAGCUGCUGCGGGGCUGAGACUGGUUGUUUUCCUUGAGGGUCCGCAGGCAUGUAGUUAAACCUAAGUAAACAAAGUAUCCCAGCGCACCAGCCGCUUACCCUGACGGGCCGGGACAGCAACUGGUGGGGAAAUUUUUUGCGGGAGGAGAAGCUGGGGGUAAGGGGACCAUCCCCCACAUGCCCCCACCCCUAGCCUGGGACCCCCAGACUCCCCAUCCCAUCCCAUCCCUUCCCACCUUACCUAGGGUGGGCCAGGGGAGGAUAUCUCUGGCACGGCCACAGCCUGCCAGCCCCGGAGCUGCAGCUGCUUUGGAGGCUCGGGGGAGAGCAGCGUGGCCAGAAGCAGAGAGACUUUGGCCCUGCCUCUUCCCUUCUGGCUCUGCUGGCUGUGCUGCCUCUCCUUCUCCCUCUGUUGAGGCGGGUGGGGGGGCUGUAUCUCAUCUCUCCCCCUCUCUAUACCUGUUCAUAAGCCGGCCCCCUUCUUUGAUGGCUUCCCUUUUUUACUAAAAAAAAAAAAAAAAAUUGGCUUAUGAACAAGUAUAUAUGAUACAUAAGCAAUAAUCCAGUAACAGAAAUUAAGUAGAUGGUAAUACAGUGUGAGUUUUCAUGGCAUCCCUUGCCACUGAAAAUCUGGCUUAUAGUUAAAAUGCUAUUAGUUACAUCCGCUAGCUACACAAACUUCAUCUCAGCUACUAAAUUGAUACUUACAGUGGCAGAUAUUCAGGUGUGUAUUUCUUUGUUGCUCUGGCAACAGGAAAAGCAAUGGGAACUGUUACAGGUUUCAAUUGUUAGCCAGCAGCACAUUAAGAAAAUAGUGCACUUGAGCAUUUUUCUAUGAAAGAUGAAACUCAAUGAUGAACUAGAAUCUUACAAAGUAUUUCUUCUUUAGGAGGAUUUUUUGUUUCCAAUUUUGAAAUAGUGCUAUAAGGUAUUUGAUACUCCUAUGGAUAUCCCUGAAAUAAACCAACAGAUUUUUAAACCAUGCCUUCAAAAAACAAGGUUAUAGGGGAAAAAUAGGUAUUGAUUUCCAAGACAAUUUGUCACUUUUUAAAAAAAAACAAAUGUACCCCCAAAUGAUGGGGUUAUAGACCAAUAUAUCCCAAUGCUAAUAUAACCAUCAUAGUUUCUGAUGCAAUGCAUUCCCAAUUUUAAAAUAACAUUUAUUUACCAGGCAAAUUGGGAAGGUCAUAGUUCAUUGCAUACAGCUGCUUCAAUCAUUAAUAAUAUUUAGCUGUUUCCUAAUGAAUUACAUGUGCGAUUGAUUUCACUUCAUGCAGGAUUUGGAGCUGCAGCAAGGGAAAACAACAAUUCUGUCUUCACUGUUCUGUUGCUCCAAGUUCAAUUUCAGGGAUCUUAUUUUGGGCUCCCUUGCUCAACUCAGGCAGUGACGAGAACAAAUAAAUAUGACUUUGAAAGCAUUUAUUUGUAAUGAAGUUGAGCUGAACAUUAAUUAAAUAGCCUACACUUAGCAUCCUUCUGCUACAGAGAUUGAAUUUACUUACAUCACACUGAUAUUAGGCAUUAACAUUCUACUUCUGAGCUUUGCCUUUGUGUAGAUUAAUAGAUAGUAAAUCACAGACUCCUCAGAAUUAAGAAUCUGUAUGUCUUUUUUAAGAAAGAAACACUAACCUCUUAACAAUAUUCUUAUCUGUAUUAGUUGAAAGCAAGUAAUUUGAGUUUCAGAGGGGUAGCCGUGUUAGUCUGGAUCUGUAAAAGCAGCAGAGAGUCCUGUGGCACCUUAUAAACUGACAGACAUAUUGGAACAUGAGCUUUCAGGGGUGAAUACUCACUUCAUCGUAUUCACCCACGAGAGCUCAUGCUCCAAUACAUCUGUCAGUCUAUAAGGUGCCACAGGACUCUUUGCAGUAAUUGAGUAGAAUCCUAAGGUGUUUUUUUAUAAGAGUGGAAGUCUUACUUGGUAUUGAUUGUUUUGGUAGUAGGUAGUUUGUAUGGUCUGUAUAUGAAAAUCCCUGGAGCAACUAUUCCAACACAUAGCAAUUCUACGUAGAAUUUGCUAAAUACAAGUGACUAGAUUCUAUGGCUCAGAGGUACUCCAGAAUGAUUGUUCCAUUGAAGUGAUUAUUGACUUCUUUAAUGGUCCCAAGACUAGUCUUCCAAUUCUGACAUCAAAUUUGCCAGCAUGAAGAAGCUUGGAAAGGUAACUUAUAGAAAUGAGUGUGAAAGUAAAUGAAAUACGUAUAAAUCAGAAAAGUAAGCUGCCUAUAAUUUGUAAUUGGUUUCUAUUGUAAAACAGUUUAAAAUCUACAAAAUUGGCAUUCUUUAAAUGAAUUUCAGGUAACAAUUUGCCAAAAUAUUACAAUUGAUUGUAGACUAGUAUAUGCCUCGUAUAGGUUCAAGUUAUGUCAGAUGCUACUCCCUGACUCUUGCAAACACUGGUUUUGUAACCGUUGACAUUCUUGCUGCUGUUUGACUAUGAUAAGUGAGCUAGUUUGUAUCCCAUUACCAUCCUCUCAUCUCUUGAGCUGCUCUGUUGCUACUGGCACUAAGAGGCAGAGAGGCUAAGGAUUAGCUGAAAUGGAUCAGUUUUGUAAAAUAGUAUGGGAAGAGACUGUACUCUGCGCCUACUAAAAGAUGGAUCCUGGCUGAAGCAUGUUUGUUGGCAGGGCAGAAUAGAAAAGCUUGCAUUGCUGCUGCUUUUGCUUUACCUCUGCCGUGGAUACUUAGAUCUUAGUUCACAGUGAGAAUUCACUUGUAGGUAUGUUUUUAAAAAAUAAGACCAUCUCCUGUUGUUCACACCAGAGUGGACGCAUAGUUCUUAUUAACAAGUGUAAUAAUUCCAAACUGGAAUCUCAAAGCAUCCACUACAUAGUUUUUCAUACGUUGUGUAAUGAUUGCAGAUUAACCAUGUUUUUCUGCAUUGCUGAUAGCCUAUUUGCUGGCAAAUGAAACUAGGUUCUUUUAUAUAUAUUUUUUUAAAUAUAUUAAAUAUUAGUUACUACUUGCAUAGCUUCACAAAUAUUUAAUUUUUUUUUCAUCGUUAAUUCAGCAUGGUUGGCUCUCCAGUGUUAGCCAGAUAGUUUAUAUGCUGGCAAAAAACGCAGACAGGAUACGUUUUCAGCCAACAAAAGGUUAAAUGUAGAAAGUAACUCUAACUUUCCAAAUGAACAUAACUUUCAGUUAAAUGUUUAAUGUCUUAUUUAAAAUUAAGUGAUCAUUGUCAUCAGAAUUUAACUGUGAAUUUGACUCUAGUUUGUAUAUUAUGAGCAAAAUAGGGAAAACACUUCUGACACAACUUAUUCUUUCCCUUUUGGAAUAAAACUGAACAAGUGACCAAAGAAUUAAAUUAUGGCUGUCAUCACACCAACUAAUAAUGGUAGCUAAAAUAAUGUUUCUAAACUUUAGUGUCAAAAUAUUAUCUACGUGUACGUCUUCUCUCUCACCACUUGGGAAAUGCUGGGGGCGGGAGGGGUUGGGGGAAGGAAGAAAUUCUAAAGGAGGUGACAUCAGGUAAUAAUUGCAAGCAGGGCCAGCUCCAGGGCACAGCACGCCAAGCACAUGCUUGGGGCAGCACGCCGCGGGGGGCACUCUGCCGGUUGCCGGGAGGGCGGCAGGUAGCUCCGGUGGACCUCCCGCAGGCAUGGCUGCGGAGGGUCCGCUGGUCCCGCGGCUCCGGUGGAGCAUCCGCAGGCACUCCUGCAGGAGGUCCACCAGAGCCGUGGGACCAGCGGACCCUCUGCAGCCACGUCUGCGGGAGAUCCACCGGAGCCGCGGGACCGGCGAGCGGCAGAGCGCCCCCUGCGGCGUGCCGCUGUGCUUGAGGCAGCGAAAUGGCUAGAGCCAGCUCCGAUUGCAAGAAAGUCAGCAAUAAGUCAGGACCAACUCUUAAGCUAGCAUUUGUCAAACACGGCCACCAGGGGCUUUUCUUGCAGCCACAGCCUCCUGGGUGGUGACGGGGGAUUGGGGGAAGUAGCGGCCCCUCCUCUGGGGCUGCCAGGAGGAGUUGGGCCUUGCCUCUCUCCUCCUCGUCGUCCACAAACACCGGAGGAGCAGACAGCUGGUGUGAGUUCCCCAUCAACAGUCAAAACAUGUUACUCUAAUGCCUCAUCUGAAGUGUGCAUAACUGGCCAAAAGAGAAUGAGUCUGAGUGACUUUAAGAAUUUGACUUCUGUAAUGUGUCUCAUCUGGAAGGAAAAACAUAAAUGAGCAAAUCAUGUUUUAAGUUGCCUUGCAAUUUAAGAGAAAAUCCAUAUAUAAAUUUCUAAAACUGAAUACAUUUCGUUCCACAUGAUACACCAGAUGGAAUUUUCACUUAAGAAAAUGAUUCCAUUUACUGGAGAAAUUUCUCCACCUGAGGAUUCAAUUUUAUUUUAAUGGUUCAGAGUUGAAUGUUAAUUAAAGGAAGAUGGGGCCAAAAUCUUGAGGAAAGGGGGAUGCUACAUUUAUAAAGCCAGUCUUCACCUGCUGUGCAAUGUUGUUCCCAAUGACUGCUAAGCAUCAUUAUUGGAUUUUCUAAAGGUUGGUAUUUUUGUACAAGUUCCACUGUUCUUCAAUGUGUGCUAUAUAAAAAAUUAAAAUUUCUGCUUGUUUAAAUAAAUGAAUAAUUGUU
Molecule: messenger RNA, 8706 nt
Organism: Gopherus flavomarginatus (Mexican gopher tortoise)
Lineage: Eukaryota; Metazoa; Chordata; Testudines; Testudinidae
Gene: BACE2
Product: beta-secretase 2
Exons: 9
Coding region: 1-1527 (508 amino acids)
Biological process (GO): membrane protein ectodomain proteolysis; amyloid-beta metabolic process
Cellular component (GO): trans-Golgi network; membrane; endosome
Molecular function (GO): aspartic-type endopeptidase activity
Source: RefSeq, a predicted model, not a curated record